Molecule: messenger RNA, 1125 nt
Organism: Protopolystoma xenopodis
Lineage: Eukaryota; Metazoa; Platyhelminthes; Monogenea; Polystomatidea; Polystomatidae
Source: the annotation of a GenBank genome assembly
GGCGCAAGAGGUCCGCUUGGUGGUGUUGGCAGCCCGGGACCCAUAGGCCCAAUAGGUCCUGAAGGACCUCAGGGUGACACUGGUCCUUCCGGUGUUCGCGGAGAAGCGGGACCAACUGGCCAACCAGGACCAAAGGGGCCUGUCGGGAAGCCUGGACCUCCUGGGGAGUCAGGCAAGGAGGGAGUUUCAGGACCACCGGGAGAGGAUGGACUCAUUGGUGAAAUUGGCUACCCCGGUCUACGUGGUGCCAUGGGCCUUCCUGGAGACCAGGGUGCUGAUGGCGAAGCUGGACCGAAAGGAGAACAAGGAAGACCUGGACCCCAAGGAGAAAGGGGUCCAAGUGGCUCACCAGGCGCAACAGGCCUCCCGGGAGAUGUCGGGGAUUCCGGUUCACCUGGAGAAAACGGAAGAGGUCUUGUUGAUUGUGUCUUUGACAUUUUUAAUUUAAUUCUCACGAACCAAAUAUAUACAAUGAAAUUCAUUCUUCUUUCAGAUGGAGAAAUUGGGCCCAUGGGAGAAGCUGGUCCACGAGGACCUAUUGGCCUUCCCGGUUUCCUCGGUCAAAUGGGAGUCCAAGGACCGGAUGGCACACGAGGUGAUCUGGGCGAAAUGGGUCCUCGUGGUAAAACUGGACUUAAUGGAGAGAUAGGACCUCCUGGUGACCGGGGUUCCCGUGGUUUAAAGGGUCCCCCUGGGGACAUUGGACCUCCUGGGUCACCGGGAUCCCCUGGUCGGGACGGUCCUCCAGCAGAGCCUGGUUUUCCUGGCCCGCCUGGAUCACCAGGGCCCCCUGGAAUGUCUAUUUACAGCGAUGAUCCCGAGGUCAACGAGGAAUUUAACCUCCUAGUACAGGAACGGGGAUUGGGCAUUCGUGAGGUCCCUGGUAUCACCUGCAAGCAUUUGGCUGAACUUAACAGCACAUUGUCCGAUGGCACUUACUGGAUAGAUCCAAAUGGUGGCAAAAUCGAGGAUGCAGUAGAAGUAUAUUGUCGAAUGACUACCGGUGAAACGUGCAUCGAGCCGAAAUCUGAAGAUGUUUUGCCAAUACAAUCAUUUGGUGUCAAAGCGAUGACGGAAAAUGGGUACACUUGGCUAGCAGAGACAGCUGAGUUGGAUCAAGUAUGA